UAUUGCGUUCGCCAUCCAUCUCCGGGAUUCCAUAUCAAGACAGCCAUAUUAUAUUGAAUUUCCAUGAGCUGGUCUAUGACUCAAUCUGAGAAAUGGCCGGAAUCCCAAUUGGGACCCCGAUAGAUAUUUCCCGAUUGGUUAGUUUCCUGUAUCACAUACAGUGGUAUAUAAGGACGUCACGCCAGAUCUAACAGCUACUAACACUCACUCACCUACCCAAUUCCCAUCUCCAGUCAACUAUCCAGGAUAUCCCACCAUGGCGCGCGAUAAACCCCAAAUCCAAGACCUGUUCAGGACCAAACGCCUGCUGUUCCGCGCCGCAGAGGAGACAGAGGAAGAUAAAGCGUUCCUCAACAACCAAAUUCUCAACGAUCCUCUCAUCCAAACCAUGAGCACCAUGCGUCUGCGACGACCGCUGGCAAAGAAAUCCGGCGAGGACUUUAUCAAGAUACUAAACGAGGCAUUACUCGGUGUAAUGGUGUGUCUGCUGCGUCCUGAUGUCGUCGACGCAAACCCCACCAUCAUCGGCCACCUAGCGCUGUCGACUUCAGGGAACCACCAUCACCGCAGCGCGAUGCUGGGGCUCUCCUUUGCAGAGCCCUUUCGCGGCAAGGGGUAUGGUGGUGAAGCCAUCAACUGGGCUCUAGACUGGGCCUUUGAAAGUGCGGCGUUACAUCGCGUCAGCAUCGGGGCUUUCUCGUUCAAUACGAAUGCGCUGAGGCUGUACCGGAAGGUUGGGUUUGUUGACGAGGGUCGAGAACGUGAGGCUAUCUACUAUAAUCGGUCCUGGCACGACGUUGUGAAUCUCUCGAUGCUCGAGCAUGAGUGGGAAAACCUGAGGCGGGUUGAGCAGGAAACCGAGGGAGAGAGUAAGGAGAGGUAACUAUUAUCAGAAUUAUCUGUGGGUAUUAAUUAUAUUAUAAACAUGAUUCUCUGUGUAUAUGAAGAUAGCAAUUAUCACACCAAUACUUAGGGUGUACAAUAGCUCAUCAAUAUGUGCCACAGAUUCCCUUUUCUGCAGUGCGUUGUUACUCGUUCCAAAGCCAGAUAGUUAUAGCCGAUGAAGAACAUAUAUUAAAGUC
This is a messenger RNA of Aspergillus ochraceoroseus IBT 24754, 1082 nucleotides long. RefSeq names its product GNAT family N-acetyltransferase. The record is from RefSeq and is a predicted model, not a curated record. Bases 257 to 883 code for a protein of 208 amino acids. The transcript has a single exon. Gene Ontology annotation, molecular function: acyltransferase activity, transferring groups other than amino-acyl groups. Lineage: Eukaryota; Fungi; Ascomycota; Eurotiomycetes; Eurotiales; Aspergillaceae.